Molecule: messenger RNA, 766 nt
Organism: Vicia villosa (hairy vetch)
Lineage: Eukaryota; Viridiplantae; Streptophyta; Magnoliopsida; Fabales; Fabaceae
Product: ABA-responsive protein ABR18-like
Exons: 1
Coding region: 94-570 (158 amino acids)
Biological process (GO): abscisic acid-activated signaling pathway; defense response
Cellular component (GO): nucleus; cytoplasm
Molecular function (GO): signaling receptor activity; abscisic acid binding; protein phosphatase inhibitor activity
Source: RefSeq, a predicted model, not a curated record
CAACAUACACACUAAUACUAUACAUACUAUCUUCUUCUCAAACAUCUCUCUACUUUACAACUUCAUUUUCAUAUUACCAAAUCAAUAAGCAUUAUGGGUAUUUUCACAUAUGAGAAUGAUACCACUUCUACCGUUGCACCUGCUAAGUUAUUCAAAGCUGUGGUGCAUGAUGCUGAUGUCAUUGUUCCUAAGGUUGUUGAUUCCAUCAAAACUGUUGAAAUCGUUGAAGGAAAUGGUGGUCCUGGCACCGUCAAGAAGAUCACUUUUGUUGAAGGAGGACAAACCUUGUAUGUGUUGCACAAAAUUGAAGGUAUUGAUGAUGCCAAGUUUAAAUAUAAUUACAGUAUAGUUGGAGGAUUUGGUAUAUCAGACAUAGUUGAGAAGAUAUCAUUUGAGGCCAAAUUGGUUGAAGGUCCAAAUGGAGGAUCAGUUGGGAAGACGAUUGUUAAAUAUCACACCAAAGAAGAUGCUAAGCCCAUUGAAAAGGAAGUUGAAGAAGGCAAGGCUAAAGGUGAUGCUCUUUUCAAAGCCAUUGAAGGUUACCUUUUGGCCAAUCCAAAUUACAACUGAUGAUAUAAUACAAUCAUCACUGUCCUUUAUAGCCUUGUUGUUGUCUUCUUAAUACAAGUGAGUAGCUUUCAAUGUAAUAAUGUGUUCUGCUGUCUUGUUUGUUACUUUUGCUUUUGAAUUUUGAGGUUUGGUUUGGUACUUUGUAAUUUGUAUCUCACUUUAUCAAUAAUCGACAACUUAAUAGUUUUUGGAGAAA